AUGAGCUCGGAUGACGGCGUGGCCAGUAUCGUCAACAACUUCCAAGAUUUGAGCGCAGUACUCAGUCUCUUUGCAGCCGACUCCGUGGAGAAGAAAUUAGCAGACCCCAAGUCCUCAGACUGGGAACGCAUGUCGGCGUUCUGGUCUAUCUUCGGUAUUAUUGGAGCGGUGAGGGUGUACGCGAAGAUAGCGGCGGGACUUGCAGGCGCGGAGACCGCUGGCAUGGAGCUGGGCGGUGCUAGAGCUUAUACCAGCCGAAAGACCAAGAAAGCCACGUGUUCCUGCGUUAUAGGCCCUUCAGAGCGCCCGCCAACUUGGGAGGACGAUGAAGACUUGCUGCUAGGUCUAGCAAAAGUUGACUCGACGUUGUGGAUACGCCCCCAUAUAGUCGUUAUGGGCUUCUCCCGCUGUCCCUUUACGGGACGCAGGGCGCUGAGGGAAGCAAUCGGGAGAGGAGUCUUCGUGCUUCUGACGCUAGCAAUCCCCUGCGUCCCGAUUAUUCUCCUUCGGAGGAGCGUCAGAGGUACCAUCUCCGAGAACCUCUCCUUGGGGAUGACAGCAGGUUCAGCAUUUCUGGGAGGGUGUAUUCUACCGAUGCUCCUCCAGGACCUAAAUUCUCUGGGAUUUGCAUACCUGCCUGACGCAGGAUCCCGGCAGGGAGAUGGAUUACUGCAAGCUGGAGAUACCGUCACGACAACCAAGAGUCGACUGUGCAGGAUUAUGUGGCAAUCACACGGUAAUCGCCUUCCUCCCCCGAGGAGUGCAGAUCUGUGGUUUAUUCGCCUACUCGCAGCAAUAGCGACCAUGUUCACGGUGGUCGGCUAUGUGCUGAAUUACAUACUCCUAGGCAGAGCCGGAUCGUGGCGUUCAUACGCUUGGCUCGGGAUGCAGGUCGUAAUCCUCGUAGUGAGAUACAUCCUAUGGGCCUACCGACCUCAUCUUAUCCAUAGUCGCCGACCGACCAUGGUAUACGCGGUGACUGGCUCAUUGCUGGCGUUACGGCCGCUCACCGUCCAAAUAGACCCAUCCCAUUGGCCACCGUCCGAGCCCCCCCUUCCCCGGGACGCGGUUUACUUUGCGGUUGCUUCAGCGCGAAGCAAGCUUCUGAAUGGAAGCGGCGCUGAGCAACAUCUCAAACUGAGUAACUUGGAUUUACUUUCCACGACUGCGCCCAGGGAUAUUCUGCAGGCUGCAUGUUAUAAAGUCUUCUGCGAGAUGGGAGAUCUCUCGCCACAGCUUAGGAGGCGACUGCGGGUAGUCAAACUUCCGUGGUCUUUUGUGGAAGAAUUGUAUGCUGCGCAGGGUCUCAUCUUGGGCCACAACCCCUGGGUGCUCGGCGGCAUUUCCCUUGCUGCCGUCGUCGAUCUCUACGAGCACGAUGACGGCCGAGAACCGCAGCCUAUUUUUCUAGGAUUAACGACGAUCCACUCAUGCAAACCCACGAAGACGGAGGGAGUGUACGAAUUUAAACGACAAGAGCCUGGCGCAGCGGCUGUCAGAGAUGUGGUCGGGAUUACCUAUGACAAUUAUGGCAUAGAGGGAACUAUCGAACUGGGUGUCCUCACCGACCGACUACCCACUCCCCAUACGUUAACAGAGUCACACGAGAAGUUUAGGGAUAAUGUGGCGGCAUGCCGCUUCAGCGCCAGGCUGAAUGGGCCACCGCAUUGCGAAGUACACGUACAGGAGUUCGGGGAUGGUACAUCACCAGUAGUAGAGCACAACUCAAAGACGGAAGCUUUCCUUGCGGAUGUAAUACAAUACGGUAAAGACGUUAUCUGGUACACGCGAAACAAGGACCACACAGAUUGUACAGAAGUUUGUAAAAUAUUUGGUUUCUGA
Gloeophyllum trabeum ATCC 11539 is the source of this 1842-nucleotide messenger RNA. RefSeq lists its product as uncharacterized. The transcript has a single exon. The coding region runs from base 1 to 1842 and encodes 613 amino acids. The record is from RefSeq and is a predicted model, not a curated record. Lineage: Eukaryota; Fungi; Basidiomycota; Agaricomycetes; Gloeophyllales; Gloeophyllaceae.